Messenger RNA from Doryrhamphus excisus (bluestripe pipefish), 2242 nucleotides. RefSeq names its product BUB1 mitotic checkpoint serine/threonine kinase Bb (gene bub1bb). Gene Ontology annotation, cellular component: nucleus. Gene Ontology annotation, biological process: meiotic sister chromatid cohesion, centromeric; mitotic spindle assembly checkpoint signaling. Gene Ontology annotation, molecular function: protein binding; protein kinase activity. Lineage: Eukaryota; Metazoa; Chordata; Actinopteri; Syngnathiformes; Syngnathidae. The record is from RefSeq and is a predicted model, not a curated record.
UCGACGUCAUUUCCGUUUGGUAAUUCCUCCAAUCAUCUUUGUCUGAUUCCUUCGGCGGUCCUCAUUCAAAGUAUUCACAGGCGACACCCACUCUACUGCUGCAAGCUGCUUUCCACAAUGGCAGAGGGGGAGGAUGCAGAGUGGGAGCUGUGCAAAGAGAACAUAAAGCCUCUGAGACGUGGAAGGAACAUGUCAGCCUUGAUGCAGGCCCUCAACCAAAGCAAAGAUGGCCAUAGCCCUGCCAUCCUCCAACAGAAACAGGCUUUUGAGAUGGAAUUGCGGAUGUAUGACGGAGAUGAUCCACUUGAUGUUUGGGAUCGGUACAUCAAAUGGUCCGAGCAAAUGUUUCCUCAGGGAGGAAAAGACAGCAACCUGAGCACACUGUUGGAACAAGCUGUGACCCGAUUCACAGAUGAAAAGAAGUAUCACAAUGAUCCUCGCUACGUUGACCUGUGGAUCAAAUAUGCAUGGUGCUGCUUGGAACGCUUGGACAUUUACAGGUACAUGCAAGCCCAAGGUAUAGGGACCACCAGGGCGGCCUUCUACAUUGCCUGGUCAGAGGAAUAUGAGAUUCGAGGCAACUUCCUCAAAGCUGACAUGAUCUACCAGGAAGGACUCAAGAUGUUUGCCCAGCCCAUUGACAAGCUUCAGCUGUUUCACAAGGCGCUGCAGACUCGCGUGUCCCGACAGGUGAUGAAGAAAGUCACUGAGAGUGACAGUGACGAUGAGCCCAAACAACCCGAAAGAGUUUCUCUUGCCGAACUCAAAACCAGAGGGAAGAAGGCCGCUGUGCCUAUCAACAGAACUGGACCCGCAAUAAAAAGUGUCUCAAAGGGACUGAGUUUACGUGUCUCCUCCGUUGGUGAAAGCAGCAGCCAUGGCAGCAAUAGUAAGCUGGUGGUCUUCGAUGAGAACAAGGCAUGUGCCGCUCCUUCGGAACCAAAAUCGGAGCCUUGGUUAGCUCCUCCUCCUGCAAGGGCAAAAGAAAAUGAGAAAGGGGUGGACAAAUGGUGUGAUGUCAAGAUGCGGCAGAAGUCCAAGUUUGGUAAGACGAUAGCGGUGCCGCCUCCUCCGCCGAAACCCACAUUCCAACCAUAUGUUGAGGAGUCAGACAAGGCUCCAAAAAUGACACCGUGCAAGAUCUACCCGACAGUGAACAACGUUUUAUCGGCACGCAAGCCCUGCAGAGAAGACAAUCCUCUGACAAGACUGCUGGAGCACAAACAGAAGCAGACAGAAGCCGAAUCGGGCAAAGAGCUGGAAAAGAGCAUGUACUGUAAAGAACUGCUCUUUAGCGGCACCACCGAAUUUUGUUUGGAGGAGCUGCGUGCUGAGCGCUACUUCAAGGCAAAUAAUUCUCAGGCGGUCAACUGCCCUGACAACCCGUCAAGUGGCCCGCAGACAAAUUAACAAGGCCACUCUCUUCACCGUACGGUCACCAUCCACUUCAUUAGGUACACCUUCAAAAUCUAGUGUAUAAUAAGCCAGCAUGCCAAAUGCUAAAAUAUCCCCCCCCCCAAAAAAAAAGGCCCACAAAUCAAAUACACCGAAUGACUACUGAUCAUAGCCACCUGUACAUAAUUAAGUCCUAUAAAAGAGCUUUAUCAGAAAUCACAAGGAUAAUGUGUAGUUUUGAUUGACACUGCCAUAGAUGUGUAAACACUACUAUGUUUAUGAUUAUAUUUGUGCAUUGUAGAAGUAUAAUUCUAAACAUGUAUUGUGCCUGUCCCAAGUAUUUUAAUAGGUAGCUAAAUUAUUGCAAGCGGCUCUUUUGACAAUUACCGUAGUAAACAUAUUGAUAGAUGUAACUCCCUCUGACGGUGUUAACGACAUUAUUUUAAAUUUAAAGGUGGUGUUUUGGAAUCCAUGCAGGUGUACCUAAUGAUGUGUUUGAUUGUUAAUGCAUGAUGUCACUUAUUGUACAUCACAAUAAUAUGUUUGUUACUGUUAUGUUACAUUGUCCACUUAGGGGCGAGAAAACUAUUCAGGCUCUGUUUGUUCAUUUUUUCAUUCAAAAAAGAAAAACCUGUGCAAAAUCUGUACUGUUAAUGUAAAUAUUUUUGUGUGUGGACACAUCCACGCUUGUACUUGCUUCUAUACUGCUUUUACCCUUUGUUCAGUAGUGGAUUCGUCGUAAGUACUGUUCUUGAUGUUUUUCAAAACAAUUCCAGUGUAUGAUAAGUUAGUUGUCCUUCAACAAUGACAACCAUCCUCAAUAAAAUUUCUAGUAGGAGUGGAAACA